Paramuricea clavata is the source of this 7779-nucleotide messenger RNA. The record is from the annotation of a GenBank genome assembly. Lineage: Eukaryota; Metazoa; Cnidaria; Anthozoa; Malacalcyonacea; Plexauridae.
AUGGCCGUUUGUGCUUUUAAAAAUCUCGUGAAUGAAAGUAGUGUCUGUGGGACGUCUUCGGAAUAUACCGAAUUACAUUGCAUUUCAUUAAAAGACUGCAACAGAGACGUGAGAAGACAUCUUAAGCUUCACAAAAUUAGUAACAAUGAAGGUGUAAACAACGAGAUGAAAUUAUUGCUUGCACGAGCAGGUCCUUUCAUGAAUAUUUUUUUUUCAGUUCCAGUUUUCUAUCUUAUUUUUUAACUUUUUAUGACCUUUGUUUUGUUAUUUGUAAAACUUUUGUAAAGAAAACGUUUUCUCUUUAUAAUUCCAAACAAUUUAUCCGGGCCUACGGAAAUUGUAUAAAGCUUUUAAUUAACAUAUGUCGUGAAAUUAACGUAAAGAGAACAAACUUUUUGAAUUUCAGUAGCAACAUUUUUAUUUCGGGCAACUUGUGAGCAACUUUUAUGCUUUUUAGAGAGCAACUUUUUUGUUUUAGAGAGCAACUUUUUGGGAUUUUAUGAGCACAACCGGGAUAUCCCUAUCUGAGAGACGCAUAAUAAGAAAACCCAGAAUUCCGGGCGCCAGAGUAUGCCUGUUCGCAGGUUGUGCUGUGAAUAAUAUAGUUAACAAAAAAAAUCAUGACCAAAGGCACCAAAAACGGAUCAAAAUUGGGAAUCGACUCACAUUACUUCAAUCCCAUUCCCAUUUUUGAGGACUUCAUUUCCCAUUCCCAGUGGCCAAAUCCCAGUCCCAGUCACCCAAAUCCCAUUUUCCCAGUCUAAAAAUAGAUCAAUCCCAGUUCCCAUUUUACCCCUUUAGGACCCUCAAUAUGCCCUCGCCAUCGUGACCAGUUUGGUCUUCGUUGGAGAUGCGGGAAAGUAAACUGUGCAUUACCAAACGAAGUAGCUUGGCACAAAUCGAACAGAGCAAAGGGAGAUCGAUGUAUCAACAGCAGUCAAUCACAGUAUCUGGUAACCAGCACGCAACAAUUAAUUCCAGUUGGAUCCCGUAAGUUCGCCCACAUUCGAAUGAUUUGCUGUCAAUUACUGAAACGUUUUGAACUACUCUAGCGGCAAAAAUGAUACCGGAAAAAUGAAGCCCACCAAGGGGUUAUGACCGACAGGCGACCGUUCCUUAAAAAGAGGAGACAGACUAUCUAAGAAAGAGCGACAAACGACAGCUUCUGACUUGGAAAAAGCGACAAGUUGCGAUUUGUAUUAUGGGUCAAAAUUGACAGCAACAUUUAUUACAAUAAAACAAGCGACAAAGCAGCUACAAAAUGAGUGACAAGCGACCUGGGUUACACCCUUGGUGGGCCUCAAAAAUUGUCGCGCAAUUAUUUACAGUAUUGACGGAUUUAUUUCAAGAAAAAACUUGCAUAUAAAUUUUUCCCUGGUGACAUUGCUGUACUCUGUAAAGUUUCUGUCAUCAAAGCAAAUAUUCGUUAAUUACUGAAAUACGCAACGUAUGGCAGAGACGGUAUAGUGGGAAAGCUCUUGUAUUUUAAUUGUAAAAAGCUGUUCACACAAGAAUGCAUAUUAUACUGUAGUAGAUGGGGCAACCCAAAAUAAAAACAGUACCAGUAUAAUUAAUACAGGAGGGGGGAGGGGGACUGGUAAGGAUCUGGAAAAAGCCAUAGUAAAAUAUACAUCCCUCUCUGCCAGACGAAGGAAAGCAUAAAGCCCCCCUCAACUACGGUUUGAAAUAUUUACAUCCCCCCUCUUUCUUUUCUUUAUCACAAAUUAACAUUUUUACGUUUUCCAUAUAAAAAGGCUGAAGAAUAUAAGAUAUGAAUUGAAUAUUCUUUGGCAUGUAUUGGUCAUACUGUAUACUAAAAGAAUAAGACUAACAAUAAUUACGAUCACUAUGCCACUCAUAGAUUAUGUCCAGUGGCGUAGCCAGCUUGACGAUUCCGUCCCGCUCAACCUCGUUCCCAGGCUCUUACCUUCGCUCGCCCUGGGCACGAGGAUGCAGUCCCGCUAUGCAAAUACCAAUCUCGUUCCCAGAGUAUGCCUGUUCGCGGGUUAGGUUGUGGCAUGACUCUGGGGAAAUCGAAUCUAAAUCGUUAUUUGAUUGGCUGCCGUGAUCAUCAAUGCUGCCGACACAAUUAAUGCGUGUUUUUUGCGAGAAUUACGCGUGGACAUACGCGAAGAGAGAAUUAUCAAUGUUUAUCAGAUUUGGAAUGCGAAAUCAAACGAUAUAAAUCGAAGGAUAUGAUAUUAAUCGUAUGAAAAAGUAUUGGGACGUUGGGUACAGUAUAUACUUACAAAAUCGCAUGGUAUUUAUGAAUGACUUUUUAUCGAUCUACAGUACGAGUAUAUUCAUUAUAACCAUGAAAGAAUUGGCUAAAUGAAAUCAUCGCACACGUUCAAUGUCGUUGUUUUGUUAAAUUGACAUAUUGUUGCCAGGACUUUGGAGUGACAGCUUUUGCUUGUGUUAAAAACUUGAAGCUUUAAACAAUACAGUACAUUAUGGUCAACACUCAACAUGUUGUAGCCCGUGGUCUUUGUGCUUUUGUAAAUGGAGUUAUCUAUAUAAAUUUAAGAUGCCAGGUGUUUUUGUAGCAUCUGUAUAAAUCAUAGAAUAAUUGAUUUAAGAAGUUCCUCAGGUUGUAAAACAUUUGGUUAUAGAUUUGCUUUGUAAGCGAUUGCCACUUGACAGCAUGAUGGGCUAUUCCAUUUAAUAUCCGUACACCGGCCCCUGUCGAGGAUACAUGUUUUUCAUGGUUAUACCCCUGAAGAAUUUCAAACUCAAAACCUUUUACCCCUGAAGAAUUCCAAAAUUCCAAGCUCAAAACCCUUUACCCCUGAAGAAUUCCAAGCUCGAAACCUUUUACCCCUGUUCAAAGAAUUCCAAAAUUCCAAGCUCAAAACCCUUUAUCCCUGAAGUAUUCCAAGCUCAAAACCCUUUACCCCAGAAGAAUUCCAAACUCGAAACACUUUACCCCUGAAAAAUUCCAAGCUCAAAACACUUUACUCCUGAAGAAUUCCAAGCUCAAAAUCCUUUACCCCUGAAGAAUUCCAGGGAUCCUCGACAGGAGGUGGUGUGGUACGGAUAUUAAAUGGAAUAGCCCGAUGUAAGGCUAUAACUAAGCCAAACCUGAAACAAUUUUUACAUCAAUUUGUGUCUGGAUAAAAAAUAAGUAGUGAAUUUAAAUACAGAUGUUUCCUUGUCUGUUGCUAUGUGAAACAAUGUUGUUUAUAGCAAUAAAAAAAAAGACUUUGUUUUAACAGCUUUAUUGAACGAUGUUCAAACGGCAAGAGUGCGAACGGGACUCAAGACCCAUGCGAGGCACUCUCCCUCUUGAAUUUUGUUUACAUCUAAUAUCAUUAUUUACAAAAAAUUUAUAAAUUGGUAAACAUAUACCAGCUGAUUAAUUAAAUCAAAUUAGGAAGAUAUUGCACCACAUUUAAGUUAUCAUACAUAAUACAGAUUUGUAUAAUCAUGUUAAAAAUUAGAAAACUGAAUCAGGAUAAAACAAACCCUGACACGAGGAGCUGGUAUAUGUUUACAUCAGAAUUAACUAUUUCUAUGGCAUGAACAGCUACGAUAUAAAGACCACGUACAGCACAUGUCCACAUCAAAACUACUACUUAAUAAAUUGAAGUAUGUUCUUGAUAAGAAGGAUUUAAACAUUGCCAAACUGCGAAGAUCUCUAGGAGAAGCAAUUUUGCAAGUAUGAUUCCAGAGUGGAACAAUACGGUUAAAGAACGAUGUCUGAAAAGUGCUACUUUUACAUGACGGAACUUUAAGCACUAGAGAAGGAUUAUUACAAUUACGGGUACGACUAUGAUUAACAAAUGACACAAAAUUGAAAACAUCCAAAUCAUAAAAACCAUGCAAAGUUUUAAACAUAAAUGUCAGAUCCUUAAUUUCCCUGUCAAACACCAGUGGUAAAAGAUUCAGAGCCAGCAAUCUGUCCUUGUAGGUCAUGUCACCUUUCUUCGAUUGAAGGAUCCAUCUUGUUGCACGCCUUUGGACUUGCUCCAGAUAUAAUUUGUUAUUAUUUUGGGAGGGAGACCAAACCUCUGUGGCAUAGCAUAAUUGGGACUUGACGAGCGAAAGAUAAGAGUCAUUGUUGAUCAAUAACAAUGCUCAUUUGCUAAAACUAUACAAGUAUUGAUUCCAUUUCCAAACUAUUAUACUAUGUGAAUAUAUUGGCAAUUAAUCCAAUUAUAUAUAAAAGGAGAUACAGUAGAAUUGAAAUAGCUACCAGUUUCAAUCAAAUAACUACUUUAAUUUCUGUAUCAACUAUCAAGCCUCCUGUGUAUUAUUGUUUCCCAAGCAUCAAUGAGGGGGCACUUGUUCUAAAUAUAUGCAAUAAGUCUGGUUACCAUUAAAAAAUGUCCAUAUUCAGAGUUACCGUUGUACUAUAUUUUAUUAUAAUACUGCAGAAAUGCAAUAUAUUUCAUGAUUUUAAGAAAUUGAAUGAGGGCUGCAUGGUUAAAAGAGGAGGGGGGGCUUAUUUAUUUUUUAUUUUUGUAUCCAAAUGGGGGGGGGGGAGUUAUUGGAGAGGGGCUUGAAGAGAAGGGGGCUAAAUAUAGAAAUUACAGUACCUCCAUUCCUUCCUCUCCCUUCCCAAACAUGCUGCAGGAGAGGGGGAAACUGCAGGGGUUAAAGCAUGGAUUGCAAGGUUGAUGUAUAAUUUGCAUGUUAUGUACCUAGUAGUAUGGAGAAAUGAGCUAGUAAAUAUAUCCUUGCUUAUAAUUAGUUGCUGAUUAAAUGUUCAAAGAUACACAGUGUGAAGCAUGAAAAACAAAUGGAAGAUACCCACUGCAAGAAAUUUUCAACAAAUAUAUGGUUUGUUCACUUCAUUUCUUACUUUCAACACAAGUAAUUAUGGUAAUUAUAACUACAAACACAAUGUACUGUCAUUUAAAGACUUUAUAUGUGCUCCAUGUGUAUAUGUUAAUGUAAUAUAAUAUAAAAAAUGUGUUUAUUGUUAAAAUAUGGGAUAUAUAAUACCGUAAACCUCUGACUAUAAGCCCUGGACUUAUAUUUUUUUGUAAGUGAUUUUUGAUGGGCUUAGGGGGGGGGGGCUUAUAUGCACAGGGGCCUUAUACAUGGACGAUCAAUUGUGUUAGUAAUAAACAAGUCAGUCAUAAACAGGAAAAUAAACAUGUAUUAAUAACACACUCCAUUAACAUAGUAAGCUAUAAAGACAAUGACAUGAGUGUUUCAAAUAUCGUUCUCUGUUAUAUUAAAAGACAAUGUCAAUGUUAAAUAACAUAGUGGGAUACUGGGCUUAUAUUCAGGGGGCUUAUAUUCAGGGGACUUAUAUUCAGGGGGGCUUAUAUUUGGGGGGGGGGGCUUAUAUUUGGAAUGAGGUGAGCAUUACAUUCAGAAGUUUACAGUAUACAGUUCAAAAAAGCUUGUAUUUUCUUGUCACAGACACAGCUUAUACGUCAGGUUCUCAUGUCGAUCCAAUGGUAAUUUGAGAUCGCUGCCAUCACCAUAAUAUAGUGUACCACCAGUAUGGAAUGUAACAUUUCUGUGCACCGCACAAUUUAAACGCAACUUUGGCUGUGCACCACAUGUAGUGCACAUAUAGCCAGCGGGUUCAUGACCUGUGCACGUUCUAAAUUAAGAUUCGGGGGGGGGUAGCAAAUAUGUAGCAGCGAUUGUCAGAAUUUCUGAAUUCACCAAUUAUUUAGUUGUUACACACUAUAGUACUAGUAGAUAUUAAAAAAAUAUAUAGUAUAGAUAACGUACAUUGUGAAAAUACAAAUUUUUUGUGCACCAAUAACAGAAGGAAAUUGUGUGCACCAAAGAAGGAUUAUUGGGUAAGUUGUGCACCAAUUUGUGCACCGAUAGCAGCCUUUGUGCACGGCACAUGUGCCGUGCACAUCGCCUUCAUUCCAUACUGGGUGUACCCAGUAGCGUAGCCAGCCUGAAAUUUUACUCCUGCUAUGUAAAUUUCAAAGGAUUAUCAUUAUUCAUUUCUUUAGAAAUUCAUUGUUUUUAUAGUCUAUGAACACAGACAUAUUUGCAUAGCAGGAGCAAAUAGUCAGGCUGGCUACGCCACUGGGUGUACCACAGAAUGGCCUUGUCUCAUACUUUGACAUCAUGCAUGCAGAAAUGCCUUGGUCAUUCAUGUGGAGAUAUUACUAUCACGAUAGAAUUAGUUACGCCAAGUAACACGUCAGGUAGCAGCUGAAAUAUUUUAAUAUUUGCCAUAAUAAGCCCAUAACCUGUUGGCAAAACAACCAAAACAUCUUCACCAUUUUACAUUAUGGCCGAGAUACAUUUGAAUGUCUCGUCUUUUAACGAAUAUUCAAGCCCUAUUUUCGCUAGAACAACUUUCAUAGCUCUUUCAGUAUUUGCCAUUGAAUAUAAUUUAAUAGUAGUACGAUUUAAAGCACCUUCAAACGUAUAAAAACCCAUUUUGUAUACUAUAUUCUGAUGAGAAUCUUUGUUUAAAACAAUAUCGAUUGUGAGCGUGUGCCCGCACGAAUUUAGUAAGCGGAAUAAACAAAAGCAAUAAAAGCGCAUGCGCCAUUUAUCUCAUUUUGGAUAAAAAAAAUUCGAUUUCCCCAGAGUCAUGCCACAACCUAACCCGCGAACAGGCAUACUCUGGGAACGAGAUUGUGCAAAUACUGCCAUGUUUAUAAACUAUCAACAGUUUAUAAUCUAUGAAAUAUGUUUACAAACUAUCAUGUUUAUAAACUACGAAACAGGUGAGUUCUAAAUAAAAUUUGAUAUUUAUUUGUAAUUUAAAAAGUGGCCGUUACUCUGAUAGCACUAUUUAACCAGCAGCAAUGUGUCUUGGUGCACCCUACUUUGUUUAUUUUACCAGCUCGGUCUAUAAUCAACUCCAGGUGAUUUUACUUGAGAUGGGGAAACCAUUGCACCUCAUGGGUAAAUGAAAACUAUUUUAUUACAGCUGUUUUUCGUAAGUCACAUGAGACACCUCGAUCAUUAAAAAAUCCUUACAUCCCCCUAAAAUAUUUGCUUAGAAGUGUCUGACCCCCCCCCCACAUUUCAUACCAGCCCCCCCCCCUCCUGUAUUAAUAAUGAACGGUCCCUUAGCUCUUUUUCAAGUCUCGUAGAAUAUAAAACUGCAAUAUGGUCAAAUUAUGCGAUUAUUGAUAUAUAAAUUAUAUUUGAAACAUCAUUAAAUGACGUCAUAUAUAGUGACGUCAAGGUUUACAAAAAUGUGCAAACUUCAUGAUUUCACAGCUCUCUAUUAAACUUGAAACUUGUCAUUGAUAUAUAGAACAAACAAGUGCGCAUAAAUUUAAGCAAUACAUCAAAGGGCGGCGUUGCUAAGAAAAUUGAAUCAAUAUAGCCCUGCAUGACAAGAACUCAUAAGAUUUGGUAAAAUUUUCUUAUCUUCAAUUUGACUGAAAAAAACCAAGAAACAAUGAAACGAAGCUUGUAAUUGAUGAAGGCAAUGAUGUUGGUUGUUUUUAAAUAUUAUUUUGCUGUUUUAGCUAUUUGUACGACAUGCAAGAAGAAUCUUGACGAAGAAAUCAAGCAAAAAAAGUUAUCUUUACCUGAUCCUUUCGUAAAAGAAACUAAGUCGCCAAACAAGAAUUAGCAUUAGAUCCAUUUGGCCCUGCUUUGCCUGAAACAACAGUUGAACGGGUACAUAUUAUAUACAUGAAGAGAAUGUAUAUGGCUGGGGUGAUUGAAAGCGUUUGACGACUAUGGAGGUGUUCGCAAUAAGAGGCUUUCGAUAGUUUUGUUUACAAUUAUUUAAUUUGUUUUCAGGUGGACGACAAGCCAUCUCCUCCAGAAGAAGAAAGUAGCAGUUUCCUUGACGAAAUAACAAAUCCCUGGGCCUUCUGGAUUUGA